AAGUCGAAAUCGAAGACUCCGUAGGGUCAUCCAUCCCGCUUCUGUUGAUUCUUUACGAGAGACGAAGAAAAGGCUUUUGCUUCUCUACUUCUUUCGAAUGAAGUAUUAGGAGGAAGCGACAAUGGCGACGCAAGUGGCCGGGGCCAUGACUGCGCAAGAUCGGCGAGUCUUGGCGGCUGUGAACGUCGGAGCGUCGAGCCUGUCGUUGGUAGGGUCGGGUUUCAUAGUGCUCUGCUACUUGAUCUUCAAAGAGCUUCGCAAGUUCUCCUUCAAGCUUGUCUUCUACCUCGCCCUCUCCGAUAUGCUUUGCAGUUUUUUCAGUAUAGUUGGGGAUCCAUCCACGGGUUUCUUUUGCUAUGCUCAGGGUUAUAGCACGCACUUCUUUUGUGUGGCUUCAUUCCUGUGGACCACAACUAUUGCUUUUACUCUUCAUCGUACUGUUGUUAGACACAAAACAGAUGUUGAAGAUUUGGAAGCUAUGUUUCACUUGUAUGUUUGGGGAACUUCACUGGUUAUGACUGUCAUACGCUCCAUUGGCAAUCAUCAGCAUGGGCAUUGGGGGGCAUGGUGCUGGACACAAUCAGGACGCACGGGGAAGGCAGUUCACUUUAUAACAUUCUACAUUCCACUAUGGGGUGCAAUUCUUUACAAUGGCUUCACUUACUUUCAAGUGAUUCGGAUGCUAAACAAUGCAACACGUAUGGCGGUUGGUAUGUCAGACCGGCCAUAUAAAUUUGAUGCGAGGGCAGACAUGAAGGCUUUGAACCGAUGGGGAUACUAUCCUCUCAUUCUAAUAGGAUCAUGGGCUUUUGGAACAAUCAACCGUAUUCAUGAUUUCAUUGAGCCAGGCCAUAAGAUCUUUUGGCUGUCUGUUCUUGAUGUGGGGACAGCUGCACUUAUGGGCCUGUUUAACUCGAUUGCAUAUGGAUUGAACUCUUCCGUGCGGCGGGCUAUAUUUGAAAGAUUGGAAUUGUGAGUUAGAAAUGCUGGUUUUGGCCAGACAGGCUUCAAAGAUGGUUUCCUUACAGUUCAAAGUUGAGAAACCAAUCACAAGAGAGUGAGCUUGUCUCUUUGAAGAUACUAGAUCAGCAAUAGCAACUUAUGAACAUGCUUGGCAUCUCCCGGAAGCAAGCGGCCUGGACGUGUUUCCAGUCUUCUCAACUCACUCUUUAUUGCCUGGGAGAUAAAAUGAGAAACACUGGACUCAAAUUUGAUGACAGUUGUUCAUUCAUUUUCAGCAUAGCCAAAUCUGAUGCAAACUGUUGGAUAUACUUCCUUUGUUUUUCAUCGAGACUGAUUUGAUCCGCAAAUUAAAUUAGCUUAUUUCUGUCUCAAAUGCAAGUUGGAAUCUCUAGGUGGACUCCAGUUUCUACGACAGCGGCAGUGCAAAGGCGUACAUUGUUUUUCCUAGCAUUUGUAAAGAAGUGUGAAGUCACCUUUUAGGAUAGUGCAAUAACUUUCUUACCCAGCUAUCAAUGUCAAAAGAACAUCGUCUUCCUACUGCUA
This is a messenger RNA of Tripterygium wilfordii, 1506 nucleotides long. RefSeq names its product G-protein coupled receptor 1. The record is from RefSeq and is a predicted model, not a curated record. Gene Ontology annotation, cellular component: plasma membrane. The transcript is spliced from 9 exons. Bases 122 to 976 code for a protein of 284 amino acids. Gene Ontology annotation, molecular function: G protein-coupled receptor activity. NCBI's taxonomy places the organism in Eukaryota, Viridiplantae, Streptophyta, Magnoliopsida, Celastrales, Celastraceae. Gene Ontology annotation, biological process: adenylate cyclase-activating G protein-coupled receptor signaling pathway; cell surface receptor signaling pathway.